GGUGGAGAAUUUAUUGGAGCCUCAAGAAGAAGCCCAACAAAACAAACAAAGUCUGAUUGUACUGGAUUGGCAUCACAGCUCGGAAUGGACUUGAUUUUAAAAGGCCUGUUUUUGUCCUACUUGUUGAUGUUCUGCCAUUCCCAGAUCCUGGAUAUAAAAGAGAAAAAUGUUUGUCGGGAUAAAAGAAACCCAUCACAUUUUGUUUGCUGUCCUGGAUGGAAACGUCAGGGGAACAACUGCAGUGUCCCACUGUGUGAAGGACCCCAAUCCUGUUCUGUAAAUGAAAUGUGUGUAAAUCCAGGGUUCUGCCUUUGUAAGCCAGGAUUCUUUGGAGCCAACUGUGAAACAAGUUGUCCUCCCCAGUUCUGGGGUUCUGAAUGCAAGAAGGUCUGCUCAUGUCAUCCACAUGGACAAUGUGACCCUGUAACAGGUCAAUGUACUUGCAAUUCAAAUCGCUGGGGACCCAACUGUCAAGAGACAUGCAAAUGUGGAAAUAAUGCUGCCUGUGACCCCCUUACAGGACAAUGCAUCUGCAAACCAGGCUGGUGGGGGCUGAAUUGUAAACAGCAAUGCAAGUGCAGUCUUGAUAGCUCCAAGUGUGACCUUAUCACUGGGAAGUGCAAUUGCUCACCAGGUUUCUGGGGUGCCAACUGUGCACUGAAGUGUAUGUGCGUUCACUCAUCCUGCCACCAAGAGACAGGAAUAUGCCACUGCAAGCCGGGCACAUGGGGGCCAUCCUGUGAGCGAUCUUGUAGCUGCCAAAAUGGAAACUGUGACCCCAGAAGUGGUGAAUGCCUCUGUGAACCAGGGUACAAGAGUCCUACCUGCAGUGAGCCCUGUCAGGCUGGCUUUUAUGGGAGCGGCUGUAAAAUGAAGUGUGGGUACUGCAAACAUCACAAGCCUUGUGACCCUAAGACUGGCUCUUGUGUGGCCUGUGAACUGGGCUGGAAUGGUACCCUCUGUAAUCAGCUUUGUCCUGCGGGUCGAUAUGGAGAAAACUGCAAUGGAGUGUGUCGGUGCCGUGGCAGUGAAGUCUGUAAUCGCAAGACUGGGACAUGCUUGCACUGUAACCCUGGCUGGUCUGGACCAAGGUGUGAUUCCCCAUGUCCAGCUGGAAGCUAUGGAAACCUCUGCCGCUUUCAGUGUCAACCAUGUUACCACGGAAGCUGUGAUUCAGUGACUGGACACUGCAUUUGUGACUCAGGAUAUCAGGGAGACAGCUGCAACACUACUUGUCCAGUUGGAUUCCAUGGCCAGAAUUGCUCAUCUCCUUGCCUCUGCAGGAGUGGUACUUGCCAUCCAGUCACUGGAGUCUGUGAUGCUGCUUUAGGGAGACAUGAAGUCCUCAUCAUUGCCAUUCUUGUCCCUCUUUUGCUGGUGCUCUUGGCAGUCAUCUGCUGCUGCUGCUGCUGUGGAAGCAAUCUGAACGAUACAAAAGACAGGUCGGCCAUUAGUGAUGCUGGUCCAAUGACUCGCAUGAAGCACCACGUUAUCUGUGUUAUAGCUAAUUUAAGCUCAGCCAUUCCCUGCUUUGUUCUGGGGUCUUCAACAUGGCCUCGGGUCACAGUGGCUCAUCAUGAUGCUGAUGUGACCUUUAACCACAGCUUUAUCGAACCUCCUUCUGCCGGCUGGGUAUCUGAGAACUCAUUCUCAUCAUUUGAAACAGACGAGGAAGGUCCUGUCUACUGCAUUCCACCCAAAGAAGGUGAUGGUGCAGAGUUCCAGGAAAUGGCUUCUAAGUGUAACAUCUUUCCAGAUGUUUCCUCCUUCAAUGCUGAGGAUGUUUCUCAGGCCUUCCCUAUUCCCCGAACCUCCAGCAUUGCCAAGUCCAAGAGGCCUUCGGUGAGCUUUGCGGAAGGCACCAAGUUCGGACCAGAGGAGCGUCGCGGUUCAGCUACAGAAAUGUUUAAUAUUCUUCGCACAUCAAAAAUGUUAUGGGUGACCUCAAAGCUUUCAACUAUCCAGUCCAACACUUCUUCAUUAGAGGGGGAAGAACCAUCUUCAACUGAGGAUAAUCAUCAUUAUGAGGAUGCUGAGAUGCCAGAUGCCAAUCUAAAUAAAACAGACCCAGAUAAAGAAUCAAAAUCAGCGUCCAUUGGGGGCAGUGGAGAAGCCCAAAGUGGUAGGAGAAGGACAAUGUCAAAUGCCAAAAGAAAUGCUCUGCCACAUCAAGCUGCAGAAAACACAGUUUCUGUACAAAAAAGCAAUUUAGAAAAAAUCUCAACUGUCUAUGUGACAUUAGGAAAAGCUGUGCGUCAGUCCAAAGCCUCCUCUGACUCAAGCAUGGAAGGGCCAGUUCAAUCAGUUUUGAGGAGACUGGGCAGCCUACAAAGACAGAAAGAAGACUCUCCCAAACCUAGUGGACGGGGAGACAAUAUAAUAAAGCCACCCCGAAGAAAACUUGGAGCCAGAGCUGGACUUUGGGAACAAGCCUUAGCUGCUUCAGCUGCCAAAGGUCUGCCUAAGCAGAAAACACAGGUUAGACAUUCAAAUAAAUUGGAUUGUUCUGUGGACUCUCAAGAAGGAACUGAGGUAAGGAGGCCUCUGAUGUCCACAUCCAUUCUUAAAAAUACUGUGAUGUCCUCUGGUGGAGAGACAAGGGAAAAGUCAGAAAUGGAGAAUGGGGAUGGAGCUGUAGGGGACCAAUAUGAAACCCACAUGGAAUGCAGCAUGGCUUCAAACAUUAACCUCAGUGAUCAAGGUGCUCCCAGUGCUGAUGAGAAACAGACACUUACAGAAGAUGAAGGGCCAAAAUAUGAAAAUGUAGAUCCAAGAGACAUUAAAUGUGCUUCAUACACAACAGAAGGUUAAAGCAAGAAAACAGAGCUCUCUUGAUGUGUUUCCACUCUUAUUACUGCCCUCUCAUUACUGGGGAAUUAUGUGUAAAUCUCUAAGCCACCUUUACUAUUAGAGGAUAAUUCUCAAUAAUUGAUUUCAGGAUCUGCUGAAAACUAUGUUGAAGAAAAGCUAACCAUACUUGACUCUUUGGCCUCCAUGAGAUUUUAACAUGUGCCUGAGAAGUUUACUCAUUUCAGGUUCUGCAGUUAAGGUAAAAAUUGAAAUGAUUCAGGACUAGUAAGCAUGGCUAAAGGUAACAGCAAUACAACAGUCGGGAACAACUGCUGAUUCCAUUGUUACUGCCUCAUAGUCCAGAUGUAACUCCUAAGGGUGAGGCAGCACCGUAUAGAACUGGCUGAUUGCUAAAUGAAGCAUAUUGUCCUAUUAGAUUACUAUUGUGCAAAAGCAAUGAGUAAAGUCCUUUUAGAAAACAUUGCAGUAAGUUACUCUGAAAACAAAAGGAAGGAAUUUGGGUUAUGGGUAGAAAGUCAAAUGUUGCAUUCUGGAAUAAUCUUCACUAAUCCUAUUUUGAAAAUAAAAACAAUGACAAAGAACAGCCAUAUUAACAUACAAUCCAACUAUAAUGUAUUUUACAUUUGCUAAAAUCCACUAAUAAUAACUUAUUUGUAUCUUUAACUUGGUAGCAUGGCAUUCAAUUUAAUAAGCCAUAACAAAGUGACCAGGUAACCAUUCAAAGAUGUAUACAAAUUUGCAAAUGUGGAAAAGUCUACAAUUGUGGUACUCUUAUAGCUCUGUAGAUUUCUAUUAGACUAGUAUAAUACAGCCUACAGAAUGCAGAUAUUUCUUUCUUUAUUCACCCCUUCAUAUGACUAAAUGGUACUGUACUUCUCUUUUUUACUCUUACAUUCUACUCACCAUUGCACAGUUUUCAUUCAAAACAUGGUAGCUUCAAAUGUGGUAAGCAAUCUUAACAAUUAGUAAAGGUUGUUAUGUGGAUGACUUUCUCUUUACUGACUGGUGCAUAAAGGAAUAAUGAAAAGGAACAAAGAAUUUGGUAUUGCGUUUAGCCCUAGAAUCCUCUUUAUACUAGAACAACAGAGCACUCUACAUUACAGGGAAAACUCACCCACAUACUCAUUUACACAAAGCUAAUUUAAAGUCUCCUAAUAUUCACAACUUUAGUAUGUAGGAGGAGAACAGCAUCCUCUAAAAAAGUCUAUGUGGCCAUAGGAAUCACAUACAAAAUCCAUACAUAUACUGACUGUGACAGGAUUCGAACCAGUCUCCUAGAACAAUGAUAUGUAACAUUAAAAUGGCACUUAGGAGUUUGAUGUGUCUUUUUAACAUCAAGCUAGUUUUCUGAUUCACAGCUUGGGCUGUCAUUUCAUUAUAACCUGUGAAAGCCCAGCAUUGAAUGUACUCAUGUUUACAGUUAGUUUGAGCCUCUUGAUUUGUUUGCCUUGCCAAAGAGCUGUUCUACUGCAGUGUUCAUCAACUGUCUUAUUCUCAGCCAGCUUCCUCUGGCUAUUUGUUCUCCUGUUUCCGAUGCCCUAAGUUAGCAUAAUUUACUGGAAAAGCAGUUUACCACAGUUACAAAAAUAGCUAAAGCAACAUGAAGCAAGCAGUCUCUGAAUAGCUGAGAAACUGUACUAACAGGCAGGUAGGCUAUUGGUACUAAUGAUUUUUUUCCUGAAGGACAACAAAUAUUCAUAUAUACAGCUUAUUUAUGGGAAAACAAGACUGUUUAAGGGCAUUUAUAAUACUUAAGAAGCUUAAAUAAUUUUACAGCUGUUUUCUCUAUUUCAGGUUUGUUUUACUAAGUGUGCUAUAUAUUCUUUCGACUAUGUUCAAUUCACUAUUUAAUCAUUUUUCAGCAGUUUUUUUUUUUGCUGCUUUGUAAACAACUUAUAGCCAGAGAUGGGAGGAGUAGCCCAAACCUAUAAUGAAGUAAAAGUAUAAUUAUAUGCAAAAAAUAUCACUCAAGUAAAAGUACUUGUCCAAAAAUGUAUUACAUAAAAAUAUAAAAAUAAUCAGGUCAAAUUAGGCUGUUAAUGUACUGAAACAAUAAUAACAUUAAGAUUUUCAUCAUGUAUUUUCAAAAAAUGUAAUCUUCUACUUCAAUAAAAAUGGAAAAGCUUAUAAGAGUGAUUAACUGCAAAAAUUAAAAUCCUAAGUAUUGUUUUAUGCAUUUUACAGAAAUCAAUCUUUAUUAAAAUUGCUUAUAAAUAUUUCUGAAGGCAUUGCCUGUACACAACUGAAAGAAUAUUUGAAGUGUUGUCCUUGAUAUACAGCCCUCAUCAAAGGGUAUCUUAAAUAAAUUAUAGCUACCUAUUGUACUUUGGCCACAACAUUCAGUGGUCUUUUUUAUACUUUUUUAGUCUAGCUGAUUAGAUAGAUAGAUAGAUAGAUAGAUAGAUAGAUAGAUAGAUAGAUAGAUAGAUAGAUAGAUAGAUAGACACUACUACUAUUACUGUUUCUACUACUAACAAUGACAAUCAAUUUAGGACAUCAAAAUCAGAUAAUAGCUGGCAUUGACAUUUAGUUUUUUGCAACGAGCCAAGUUGCAAAAAGUAGUGUGUUAGUUGUGAGUUAGUGAGUGAGUGAGUCAGUGAUACUCCAUAACUAACACCAACACUGAAAAGCUAUUUAGAAAUCAAGCAGAGUUUGCUAUCUACUUUCAGAAUACUUCUGCAAGGCACCUACACCACAGGAAAGGUUCAAAUGUGUUUAAUUAAGAUGAUGAUUGAAUACAUAUACAGUAUGCUCAAAUGUCUACUUCUUUGACCAUACAAAGAUGAAAACUUGAUAUAUCUGUUGUUUUUGUUCAUUUUCAGUCCUCACUCAAGCUACUUGAUCAGUCCUCCGUGGCUGCUUAGCUGAAUAUCUUAGAAGCAUAGAUAGCAUAUUUUGGUCACCUUUUGUUUUUUAAAGUUUGGUCAAAGCUGUGAUUUGCUGGCUACCAGAGGGAUAUCUGUGACUGAGGGGCCAAGUAUGGUCAAUAAAAAUCACAGAAUAAUUCAUUGGAAAGUAAUUAAGCCUCUUCAUUGGCUAUCAGUACUAGAAAUGAAAACUCUUGCCAGUUAGGUGAAAAUGAUGAAUGAAAGUCCAUAGAAUAAGUCAGCUGACUUUGAGGCAGUGUUGCUAAUUCUUUGCCUUAGAAAAAAUAAUGCUUAAGAAAGUAAAAAGGUUAAACAUGAAAAAUUCAAAUGUAAAGAUAAUGAGGGUGACAGAAAUUUAAUGGAGUAAAAGUUCACUAUUGUUUUUAUAAAUUUAAUUCAGUGAAAGGACAAAGUAUUGUGCCAAAACUACCUGAAAAUAACAUUUUUGCAUAAGUUUACUUGAUGUUAAGUAAAUGAGUAAAUGUACUGCAUUAGUACCACCUCUACUUGACACCAUCAUUUAAGCGACCAUUCUUUUUUUGUCUUUUGGGACAUUUGACUACUUUAAUUGAAAGGUAUAUUUUGUCUAAAUUAUGAAAGUGAAUAAUCAAUGCAUUAAUCAUUUUAGAAAUGUGUUUGCACCUGCAGAUAUUGUGAAAAAUCGAACUAAUUAUAAUCAAUUAGUGCAGCGUUUCUCAACUGUUGGGUCAUGAGUUACUGUUGUGGGGUCGACUAGUGGGUCUCAAAUGGCUCGUCUAAGUGAGCAACAUCGCUGCACAAUACUUCUCCCUGUACUCAUCAAUGAUCGUUCUUUGAAUAGAGAGAGACCAAACCCACUUCCCCUGCUUAUACAUGUGUGCUCAUUUGACCAAGGGGGAUUCGCUGUGUUAUUCGUGCUUGUUUCACCAAGGCAGAUAUGGGUUGUGAGUACAGUUACUGUGAAAAAACUCACUGAAUUAGAGCAUCAUGCAGUUGUUGUUGUUCGUGUGCUUGCUUCUUAUUUACACAGUACAGAGACUGAAUCCUGGUCUUCUACUGCAGUUGUGUUAACUUUGCAUAUUCUCCCCCAUAAUUUCAGUGAUGUGCACAGACCUUUUGGUAGUUAGUGGAAGAAGAGGAACUCACUGGAAAUUUAGAUUUAACUUCAGGAGGAUUUAGAAAUCUUGGCAAAAAGUAAUUGUCCAUGAUUAUACCCCUCUCUACUAUACAAAUACAGUAUGUUGUUUUCCUAACACAUCUUACCAAAACCAAAUAAAAGAAUUUGCACUCUGUACCAAAUAGACAUCAUAGCAUAUCAACAUCAAAGAUUUUUUCUCCAUAAAUGGCCUCUUGCGAGUCAAAUAUUUAAAGCAACCAGAAGUGAUCAUUUGGUACCAUAAAUAACCAUUCUUUUUGUAUGCUAAACUUUAAGCAAGGAAGAUGUAUAAUAAUUUUAUAUAUACUGUAUGCAUUAAAAUCUCCCAGUAACAAAAAUAGUAAUACAGUACUCUUGUUUUCAAAUUGUUUUCAGCUUCUGGGAUUUAUAACAAAUUCUUCCCUUUGGAUUCUAUGCUUUGAUAGACAGUUAUAUAUUUUUUCUAUACCCAAAAUCAGAAAAUCAGAAAGCAGUCCUUGUCCAAAUCGAUAUCUGAGUUCGAACUUAACUGAAUUGAAUUUGGAAAAGAAGCAUUUCACAGCGGUUUCUGUGAAUGUGGCACCCUUUAAAUAUUCAGCAAUUGAAAUGGUGCUGGAAAUACUAAAUCGGGAUGAGACUCUUUGAAUAUACCCAGCAUUGCUUAGGCAGUAUUUCCUUUGCAGGUGUAUGCAGAAUGUAACAAGGCACAUUGCUUAUGGCUGAUUUUCCUGUCUCUUACAAUAAAAGGACUGGCACACGUGUGCUUAAAAGUGACUAAUCAGGUUAAAAUGGGAGAAAGGGCAUUAUGGGAAAAGGGGCAGGGGCUUCAAACACUGUAUCCACAUAUACUUUUACUUCUGGUACCGGUUUCCUCCUGCAUGUGUGUGAAAAUAAUUGGUUACUUAGACUGGGCCUGUAUGAGUGAGUAUUGUUGUGUGACAGAGGGUGCCAAGAGAUGGACUAUCACUCUCUGCAGGGUUUGCUUAUGUCUUCUGCUCAUUGCUGCUAAAAUUUUCAUUGACACUGUUGGACUUUGAAUACCAGUAUGCUGGAACUGAAAAAAAAUAGUGCAACACCAGAUCAUUCGUAAGAUUUUACUGUAGCCACCAGAAUGACAUGUCUAUACAUGGUUGGAUUUAAACAUUUAAUUCUGUUCAUAAUUCAUAGACAAUACAUGUUUAGUCCCACCCAUACAUUUGAGUAGAAAAUGUACAUCAGACAUCACACAAACCUACUUUGCAUGUGAAGUCUGUAGUCAUGAAAUUAUUCUGUGAAAAUCAGAAAAAUGUUUGUACUAUCAUGAUGCAUUUUUAAUUGUUUGCUGUUCUUCAAAUAAAUGUUGGAUAUGACUUGUUGAAACCAUUCAGAAUCCUGCUUACUUAUUUUAUCCAAGGUGACUUACAACAUCUGAGAUACAGUAGGCUAUAUUUAUUUUGCUUUUUUUCCAAUUUAUACAGAGAUAGAUGAAGUGACAUGCUCAUGGUCAUGCAGUGUCAGUAGAAGGAUUUUAACUCACAACCUCUUGGUUUGAAGUCCAUAGCUGUAAAACAUAAUAUGGUGUGGAUGAUGAUAUUUCAGAUCACGCUUCUUUCCUUAUAUAUUUUAUGCCUUCUAUUUUGAAUUUGACUAGUGUUCAAGUUCAUUGUUGCAUGGGCCAGAACAACAUCAGGCUCAAGGCAGGAACUAACCCUGCCGAAAAAAACGAGUCCACUGCAAAGGUGUAGUACAGUUCCGACUCACUCAUAAAAUGAACUUGGCACAUGUCUUUGGAAUGUGUGAGGAAAGCCAGAUUGCCUGGUGACAACACUACAUGAAUGGAACUUGCAAACUAAACACAAACUAAAACUGAAGCAAGAAUUGCUAACCACUGCACCACUAUGACACCAUUACUGAUUUUAGUAUAAUUUAUAUUUAAGAAAGAGACUGAUAUAUUUUAUCUAAAUAAACCUUCAAGCAAGUCUAUAUCUCCAAAUAUAGAUUAUACAUAUACUGGAUUUAAAAAUACAGGAUUUUAUUUCUAAAUUAGCUCAAAGAGACUAAACACUGGAAUUUAAAAAGAGGCAACAGUGCAUUUUACUUUAAGAUAGAUAGAUAGAUAGAUAGAUAUAGAUAGAUAGACACUUAUUAUGUGUUAUUAUUAUGAUUUUUAUACUUAACAAGACAGGGAGACAUUAUUUUGAGUAAGAUGAUGGUCUCCUGCACUAUCUUCACCUACUACCUACUAAAACAUGUAGCCAUCUAUUUUCAAACAUUCUUUGUCUUUCGUUCAGAUAGUAUAUAAAACUGUGAAUAGUGCAGCCCCUUUAUUUGUGGCCUUUUUAAUUUCUGUAAUUAAUUUGAUUCUUCCAGUAAGUUCGGGUCAGGUAAAAAAAUUAAACUAGAGGAACACACUGGGUUGGGAAGGUAGAGAUUCCUAUUAUGUUCAAUUUCCUUCUAUAUUUUAAAGGUUUGUUUCUCAAGUGGCAUAUUUUAAAAUUGAUAAAAUGGAAGCUCCACUGACAGGCCCACUGGCAAACCUUUGAAUGUUGAGCAGUCCAAACAGCACACAACAGCUAAGCACUCCAUUGUCAACUUUUAUAUAUGUCACAUCUGUCCACGGUUUGGUUUCCAAUACUCCACUACAGGAGUGGUACUGACACGAUCAUGUCUUUGUAACCCUUACAUACAGGAUAUCCUCUAUUGUCUCAAUGCCAACAUUCCUUUGUGGUAUGAUCACAAACCAUAUCAAGUGUAAUGUUUUAGGUAAUGUACUACAGGGUUUUACAGUUCUAGAAAUUCCCCUCAAUCAUAUCACUCAGCCUCAAAAGAAAAGUGUAUAUUUCAAUUGCUGCCUGUACUUAAACACACACUGUAAUUCACAGAUGUCAAAGUAGUUCUGUGGUAAAUGCUGCUUCCUGGAUCUAGCAUUUUGGCUUUAAAUUCAAAGGGAGGAAAAAGAGAGUCCUUGGAUCCAGGACUCUCAAUGGUUUCCUUCCUUUAGAAUUACAUUUUAAACAGAAUAUAACUUCUUUAGCAUUUCUUUAUCCCAUUUUUUUCAGGCUGAACAGUACACCUAAGGCUUGGCUCAGUUGUGGGAAAAAUCAUACAUGUGAACAGCCUUCUGACAAGGCCACUCCAUCCAGCUUUAAAUCACAGUAAACCCUCGGUUAGUCAGUUAACAAACAGACAAUUUAUUCACUUUAUAUAUUUCUUGCUUAACCAAGACAAGUAAUUUACAUACAUCUGUCAUCUGCACGUCAAUGAUAAUAAAACUGAAAACCAGUAUGAGUGCUUUUCACAUGUGCUUUGCAAUUGACAAAGUAACUGUUCUAAUUUUAUUUGUAUGUAUAAAUGAAACAAGAAGCAUUUUUUCUUGUUUUCAUCUGUUUCCUUCCAUAAUUCAAAGAUAUGCUCUUAGUUUGAGUGACAAUUCCAAGUUGUUCUAGUAUGAGUGCGUAUGGACUAGGACUGGAUUCACCUAUAGGUCCUAUAUAUUCCUGUCAUAUUCAUAUUACUGCUAAGUUCCUGCAGUUUUGCUGUGGAUAAAGUAAGCUUGCUAAAAUGGGCUGUUGAAUGGACAACAUCGCAUUUUUAUUCUUUGGAAAUAUAUUUUCAACAUUAGGUUUCCUGUUCCUAAGCCUUGAAGGCUUGUGUUUGGGAUACUAAAGUUAAGAAUGUUAUUGAAAGGUCACUGAUCACUACAUGUUAGUGGGUUAAAUUUUAAUCUCCAAGAUUUACAAUUCAGUUGUUGCUUAUGACUCACUCUUUGACCCUGAGGGAAUCAGCUUCACCUGACUGUCAAAUGUAGGAAAUACAUGUAAAAAAUUUAUUUCAUGUGUCCCUGUAAAGUGCCUUGGGUUGUCUUCAAUAUAGAAAAUGUUAAAGUGCUAUAUAUAAAUUAAUGUUAAGAAGAACACUCCAAGGCAACUCUCACAGGCAGCAUACCUGGUAUGAUCCUUUGGUAAAAAUGUAGGCUGUCACUCAGAGCAUGAUGGUGGAAAUAUUUCUCUUCACUGGAAUGGAAGUACUUAGGAACUCCUCAGAUGUAUACCUGUACACUGUAGCUUGGAAGAAAGUGGUGUGUGCUCAAUUUCCACAACUCUCUCUGGGUUAAGAUUGAUCAUACUCUUCGUUGAAUCUGCAAUCACUAUAAAUCUUUAUUCUUCUCGUUUCUUUUCUGGUUCUUCAGUGAUGGCAUUCUGAACCACCACUACCUGAGCAAAGUCCUGUGAAACUGCGUGUGAAGUUUAAAUUAAAGCAGAUACCACAAAAUACCAUGUGCACCACAGCGUUGAAUCUUCCAAGAUGUAACGUAAAACAGCAAUAAAAGAAUUUUUUAAGAACAUUUACUUUUGGUUGAAUACCCAGAACCCCUACAGAUUUUUGACUUCAUUUUAACUGAAGGUUUUUUUUUUUUGCCACCUGACCUUAUCAUCAGACUCUUAUUUAGAGACUUAGAAACCAAUUCUAUAUUUAAGGACUAUAGUCUUUUAAUUAUAUAUCUAUCUUAUGUUAGU
Polypterus senegalus (gray bichir) is the source of this 11288-nucleotide messenger RNA. It is a transcript of the gene scarf1, whose product is annotated as scavenger receptor class F, member 1. Gene Ontology annotation, molecular function: scavenger receptor activity. The record is from RefSeq and is a predicted model, not a curated record. The coding region runs from base 85 to 2811 and encodes 908 amino acids. Lineage: Eukaryota; Metazoa; Chordata; Cladistia; Polypteriformes; Polypteridae. The transcript is spliced from 11 exons.